AUGAAGAAAAUGAUGAAGGCAAAGAUGAAGAAAAUGAUAAAAGCAAAGGUGAAGAAAAUAAUGAAGGCGAAGGUGAAGAAAACAAUGAAUAUGAAAGCGAAGAUGAAAAUAUAUUUUCAAAAGGUGAGUUGGAUUCUGACAAUAAGCUAGGUGCUGAAAAUGUAGUGGAUCAUGAAGUGUUGGAUAUGGACACAAUAGAUAUCAAUGCAAUGAAUAUCAAUGAAGUAAUGUAA
This is a messenger RNA of Racocetra fulgida, 233 nucleotides long. Lineage: Eukaryota; Fungi; Glomeromycota; Glomeromycetes; Diversisporales; Gigasporaceae. The record is from the annotation of a GenBank genome assembly.